Molecule: messenger RNA, 360 nt
Organism: Chionomys nivalis (European snow vole)
Lineage: Eukaryota; Metazoa; Chordata; Mammalia; Rodentia; Cricetidae
Product: 40S ribosomal protein S20-like
Exons: 1
Coding region: 1-360 (119 amino acids)
Biological process (GO): translation
Cellular component (GO): cytosolic small ribosomal subunit; ribosome
Molecular function (GO): RNA binding; structural constituent of ribosome
Source: RefSeq, a predicted model, not a curated record
AUGGCUUUCAAAGACACCGGGAAGACGCCCGUGGAGCCCGAAGUGGCGAUCCACCGAAUCCGGAUCACGCUCUCCAGCCGCAACGUGAAGUCGCUGGAGAAGGUGUGUGCCAACCUGAUCAGAGGUGCCAAGGAGAAGAACCUGAAAGUGAAGGGGCCCGUGCGCAUGCCCACCAAGACCCUGAAGAUCACUACGAGUAAAAUACCAUGCGGAGAAGGCUCCAAGACGUGGGAUCGUUUCCAAAUGAGAAUCCACAAGCGCCUCAUUGACUUGCACAGCCCCUCUGAGAUAGUUAAACAGAUUACGUCCAUCAGUAUUGAGCCGGGCGUGGAGGUUGAAGUCACCAUUGCGGAUGCCUAA